CCCCACUCUACCCUCUCCCUGCUUUUCUCCGUCUAAACCCAUCAACCUCUCGCUUCUCAUCGAUACGCCAAGAGAAGAGAGAUCAUCAACAUGGGUGCGGAGGCGAAGCAUAUCAGCGUGGCCAUGGCGGAGAGCAAGGCGCAGCUGAUGUCGGUGAAGCGCGGCGAGCCGACGCUGGUGGCGCCGGCGUCGGCGACGCCUACGGGGGAGCAGUACUACCUAUCGAACCUGGACCAGAACAUCGCGGUGAUCGUGCAGACGGUGUACUGCUUCAAGUGCCCGUCGGGCCGCGGCCACGAGGGCGCCGCCGACGCGCUCCGCGCCGCGCUGGCCCGCGUGCUCGUGCACUACCACCCGCUGGCCGGCCGCCUCGGCAUCAGCCCGGAGAUGAAGCUGACCGUGGAGUGCACCGGCGAGGGCGCGCCCUUCGUGGAGGCCGACGCCGCCUGCGACCUGGCCGACAUCGGCGACCUCUCCACCCCGGACCCCGCCGCCCUGGGCCAGCUCGUCUACUCCGUCCCCGGCGCCAAGAACAUCUUGGAGAUGCCGCCCAUCACGGCUCAGGUGACCAGGUUCAAAUGUGGCGGCUUCAGCCUCGGGCUGGCCAUGAACCACUGCAUGUUCGACGGCCUGGGCGCCAUGGAGUUCGUCAACUCCUGGGCCGAGAUGGCGCGCGGCGCCGCGGAGCUCACCGUGCCACCAUUCAUGGACCGCACCCUGCUGCGCGCGCGCGACCCUCCGGUCAUCUCCUUCCCGCACCGCGAGUUCGACGAGAUCGCCGACGUCUCGGGAAUGGCGGCGCUGUACGGCGGGCAGGAGCUGGUCUACCGCUCCUUCUGCUUCGACCCGGACAGGCUGGAGCGCGUGCGCGCCCUCGCCCUCGCCGGCGGCGACCUCGAGCGCUGCACCACCUUCGAGGCGCUCUCGGGCCUCGUCUGGCGCGCGCGCACUGCCGCGCUGGGGCUCGCCCCGGAGCAGCAGACGAAGCUGCUGUUCGCCGUGGACGGGCGCCGCCGCUUCGUGCCGCCGCUCCCGAAGGGCUACUUCGGGAACGGCAUCGUGCUAACCAACGCGCUGGCGACGGCCGGUGACCUGCUGGCGUCGCCGGUGUCGCGCGCCGCGGGGAUGGUGCAGGAGGCCGUGCGGAUGGUGACGGACGAGUACAUGCGGUCGGCGGUGGACUACUUCGAGGCGACGCGCGCGCGGCCGUCGCUGGCGUCGACGCUGCUCAUCACGACGUGGUCGAGGCUCGCGUUCGACGGCGCCGACUUCGGCUGGGGAGAGCCGGCCAUGUCCGGGCCCGUGAUGCUGCCGGAGAAGGAGGUCAUACUAUUCCUCGCGCACGGCAAGGAGAGGAAGAGCAUUAACGUCCUGCUCGGCCUGCCGGCGUCCGCCAUGGAUGCCUUCAAAGAGCUCAUGGACGAGAUAUGAUGAGCUGCCGUGUGUCCGUGCCAUGGAAUACGUGUUCGGGUUGGGGGCUUCGUUUAUGUGUUAGCUCAUUUGUGUGAUACCUGUCAAUGAUUUUCCAAUAUUGCUUGCCAAACCAGUGAUUUUAUAGUCAUAUUGUAAGAAGACUUAUAAUAGUAAUCCA
Messenger RNA from Lolium rigidum, 1591 nucleotides. RefSeq names its product omega-hydroxypalmitate O-feruloyl transferase-like. Gene Ontology annotation, molecular function: acyltransferase activity, transferring groups other than amino-acyl groups. NCBI's taxonomy places the organism in Eukaryota, Viridiplantae, Streptophyta, Magnoliopsida, Poales, Poaceae. The record is from RefSeq and is a predicted model, not a curated record. The coding region runs from base 91 to 1431 and encodes 446 amino acids. The transcript is spliced from 3 exons.